Mesorhabditis spiculigera is the source of this 675-nucleotide messenger RNA. The record is from the annotation of a GenBank genome assembly. NCBI's taxonomy places the organism in Eukaryota, Metazoa, Nematoda, Chromadorea, Rhabditida, Rhabditidae.
AUGCUGGCCACGCUUUGCUACUAUUUUCUCCUGGUAUUACUGUAUCUACGACACGCCAAUGCUCAAACGCUGCGGGCUGAGAAUCCGGAUGAACGUUUCGUCCGGCUCAACGUCAACCGGGACAGUUGGCUCUCUUUUGAUGAAUAUUUGCACACCGAUGAAGCCUACGAAAAGGCAAAGCGUCAGGAAUUCACGUCGUUGGACCAGAAUCGUGAUAACAUGAUCGAAGAUCACGAGUUUUUGAGCCAUUUCGCUCGGCAUCAAUCGAAUCCGAACGACCCGAGGGCGCAAUAUUUUGGGAAGAUUUUCCAAGACUUCGACACGAACAAUGACCUAGGACUUAGCGUGAAGGAAAUUGAGCGAAUCCUGCGCGACAAUUUCCACCUUGAACCCCGCCAAGAUCUCGAUCAAAUCUUCGCCUUUUUCGACAAGGACCACUCGGGGAAUUUGGAUCUGUUCGAGUAUAUCAACUUUGAGAAUGGAUACCCGGUUGACGAGAUUCCCAAGGAUUUUAAGCCAGUCCGCGUCGUCAUCAGGGACGCACAACCCUCGAAGCAACAGCCACCCGCAAAUGGCCCAUUUGCACCGGAAACGGAAGUGAGGGUGCACUUUAGGGUGAAGACAAGCGUCCAAGUUUUAGGUGUCCCCUUCGGAUAUAGGAAAUGCAAGAACGGC